Molecule: messenger RNA, 742 nt
Organism: Onthophagus taurus
Lineage: Eukaryota; Metazoa; Arthropoda; Insecta; Coleoptera; Scarabaeidae
Product: translocator protein
Cellular component (GO): mitochondrial outer membrane
Source: RefSeq, a predicted model, not a curated record
GUUGGUUCGUAACUCGACUAAAAACCAAUCAAAGCAUGAUAUUUCAAUUUCAAGAACAUCAAACCGGCUCAGUUUAAACAUUGUAAACGUCUUGAUAACUCGUAUCGUUCACUUUUCAAAUUUUUUAUCAAUUAUAAUGAACUCGAAAGCUGCAAUUUGUGGUCCAAUAGUAGGUUCUAUAGUUCUACCGAACGCUGGCGGCUUUAUAGGUUAUUUUUUGGUGCGAAAAAAUGUAAAACCGAUGUACGAAAAGUUAAAUUAUCCCGAAUGGAGCCCCCCGCAAUGGCUCUCAAGUGCAGUGUGGCUGGGAUUGUAUUCAGGCAUAGGUUAUGGUUCAUAUUUAGUUUAUAAAACUGGCGGUGGACUCGAAGGGCCGGCAAAAUUACCGUUAACGAUGUACGCGGCUAAUUUGGUCGCGAAUUGGGCUUAUUGUCCGAUUUUCUUCGGCUGCGGAAACUCAAAAAUGGCAUUAAUAGAUAUUGGAUUAAUCGAAAUUACAGCAAUAGGAACUGGAUUUUUGUUCCAUCAAGUUAAUAAGACAGCAGGAUAUUUGUUCAUACCUUACAUAUUAUGGAUGGGUUAUGUUGCCGCUUACAAUUAUAAAAUAUUUAAAAACAACAAACCUGAAGUGAAGGUCAAUUAAUUUUUAUUUGAAUUACUUUCAAGGCAGCGAAUGAAGUAGUUUUGUUAUAUUAUUUCGGAUAUUAUUGAUGUUUUUUUUUAAAUAUAUAUUUUUGUUAUC